This is a messenger RNA of Colletotrichum gloeosporioides, 483 nucleotides long. RefSeq names its product 60S ribosomal protein L24. Gene Ontology annotation, molecular function: mRNA binding; structural constituent of ribosome. The annotation marks the transcript as partial. Gene Ontology annotation, cellular component: cytosolic large ribosomal subunit. The transcript has 3 exons. NCBI's taxonomy places the organism in Eukaryota, Fungi, Ascomycota, Sordariomycetes, Glomerellales, Glomerellaceae. Gene Ontology annotation, biological process: cytoplasmic translation. The record is from RefSeq and is a predicted model, not a curated record.
AAGAUGCGCACGUACGACGAUUCGUUCUCGGGCCAGAGAAUCUACCCUGGAAAGGGUAAGCUCUACGUUCGUGGUGACAGCAAGAUCUUCCGUUUCCAGAACGGCAAGUCCGAGUCCCUCUUCCUCCAGCGCAAGAACCCCCGCCGCAUCUCGUGGACCGUUCUGUACCGCCGCCAACACCGCAAGGGUAUCUCUGAGGAGGUCGCCAAGAAGCGCACCCGCCGCACCGUCAAGGCCCAGCGUGCCAUCGUCGGUGCCUCCCUCGAUGUGAUCAAGGAGAAGCGCUCCAUGCGCCCCGAGGCCCGCUCCGCCGCCCGCGCCGCGGCCAUCAAGGAGUCCAAGGACAAGAAGGCCGAGGCCAACGCCGCCAAGAAGGCCGACAAGGCCAAGAACGCCGCCGCCGGCAAGGGCCAGACCGGCCGCAUCGUCGGCAAGCAGGGCGCCAAGGGCUCCGCCCCCAAGGUCAAGGCCACCACCCGCUAA